Messenger RNA from Diorhabda carinulata, 2743 nucleotides. RefSeq lists its product as uncharacterized. The transcript has 13 exons. NCBI's taxonomy places the organism in Eukaryota, Metazoa, Arthropoda, Insecta, Coleoptera, Chrysomelidae. The record is from RefSeq and is a predicted model, not a curated record. The coding region runs from base 100 to 2700 and encodes 866 amino acids.
UCAAUUUUAAGUUUAGUGCGGAAACCAUAUUUUAACGACAUGUAGCUUAGUGUUUAAUUUUUUUUUUAUUUAUUUAAUUGAAAAAGUUAUAUUAGAAAAAUGAACGUUGAAAAUAAUGUGUGUGGCGAUAAAUUAACAGAAGAAAGGUGUAUAAACCUCCAGUCAGCUUUAAGUGGUUUAUCUAGUGAGACAGGGAAUCCCGAAUUUUUAGAAAACAUUAAAACUUGUAUGGGUUUUAUGUCGACAUUUGAUAUUUCUGAAGUAGAACAACAGUUACUUCAAUGGGUUUUACCAGUUUUAAAAAAUACCCUACAAAAAGCGUUUGAUGACAAUUUUUUGUUAUCCGAUACAUGCGAAGAUGAUUUUGUUUUAAAAGAAUUAAGUGGGAAUUUAAAGCUAAUUUCACAAUUAUUAGAGAUAUUAAAAGAAAUAUUGGAGUUUAUUGUUAAGAACUCUGAAAUUCAUUUACAUAACGUCGAAAAUGUAGUUGUAGUAUCCGUUCAAGUUAUAUCGCUAACUUUUGAUCAUUAUAGGAAAAGUCCUGAAUCGUUUAAGGAACAUUUUAACCAAGAUUUACUAGAUAUUUUCGAUUUAAUCCAAAACGUACAUUCACUAUAUUUUCAAUUUUUGGAACAAUGCGAACUUCCAACUGAGGAGAAAGAUGUGGAAAUUUUAUUAGAUGUUCUGGAUAAUUUAGUCACAAUAAGCGAAAACUUAUUUUCUCUCAAUUUGAAAUCGUUGGUAAUAAAUUGGAAAGGAUAUGUGGGUGUAGCUAUAAAAUUUUCUAAUGUCCUGAAGGAUAGAGUGGAUUUGAAACGACCUACUUUGUAUAUAACUACUUUGAUUUGUGAUAGAUUAUUGUCUACAAAAAAUCCGUAUACCAUGCAACUGUCGAACACACAAAUAAUUCAGAUUUCGGGAUUUUUGGUGAAAGUUGCUUUGAAAUUGUUCGAAACUUUUUGGGAUAAUAGAAAUAAUUUUAUGAACGAUAUCAUGGAGUUUUGCUGCUCUGUUUAUAGUUUUAUUCCAAAAAAAUUUUCAACCACGGAAUUUCCCGUGGAGACCUCGAAAUUAAUAGAAGAUACGAUAUUCGUACACACGAAACCGUUCAUUCGGAUACUCCUCCUCGACGAUUUCCUACCGAAGGCUAUUGUCGAUAAAAAAUUUAUUUCGGGGAAAUAUUGUUUCGGAUUUUUGAAUAUAUUGAAUACUUGCGUCGAAAUUUUAAUAUCGGAUGAGAAUUGCGGAAAAAAUUAUUUGGAAACGUUAAUUCGAUCGAUAUUUCAGUGCAUCAACACUUGUUACGAAGAAUUUUUUUGGCCGAUAAACAUUUUCGACGAUUUGGUCAUAAAUAUUUCGGCUGCCGUUAUGAUUCACGAUGAUAGUUACGAAAUAAUAGAAAUCAUUUUGUUAGAAAAUAUCUUGCAAGAAGAAAUUAUAAAUUAUUUAUUAGCUACUGAAAUAUGGUGUCUUUUAUUGAGAAAUUCUAAACCUCAUUUUCGCGUCGAUGUUUUUACCAAUUUAAUAAAAAUAUAUUCCCAAUUAGAUUUCGGUAAAAACACUCAUCGAUUAGAAAACGUUUAUCUUUUGUCUUUUAUACGAAGGGCGUUUGAAAUUUUACCGGAUUAUUUAAAGUGUCAAAUAGUUCAAAGUGUUGAUAUUGGAAAAGAUGUUUGGAAACGUAUCGGUUUCAAAUAUUUUCCCAAACAAAUGGCGUCUAUUAUUGAAUGUGUGUAUUCGGAAACGUUGGAACUGAUUGAAAAAUUGAAUAAUGGCGAUUUUGGAUGCAAGGAAUUAGUUUUUUUGGUGGAAAAUUUUAAUAGUUUAUCGACGGUGAAUUACGAGGAAACGAAUAUACCACGCGCGAAUUUAUUAAAUGCGAUCGACAAUGUUUGGAAAUUAGAAUUCACCGAUACGACUAACAAUUUAUUCAAAUAUUUUAUCGUAUCGUUUUUUAAAAUAACGACCAAUUUUCUUUUGGAAUUCAACAACAAACAAUUAUAUUCGUUAUUGAACCACCUGACACAUCUUUCCACCAUCGACUAUCUCAAAUUGCACAUUUGUUUCAUGUUGAAACAUUUUUGCGAGUUAGACGAAAACAAAUUGGGUCAAGACGGUUGCGUCAUGUACAAAAUUUUUUCCAACGUUUUAUCCAAUAUUUUGCUCACUUCCGGUAACAUAAUCAAACAGGAAGUCUUGGAAAUUUUGGAAAUAUUGACGAAAAAGGGUAAAUUUGACGUGGUGAGAGACGUUUUGACCGCUUGUGCUAACGACAGACCCCUGCGAGAUACGAUAUCGGAUUUUCUGCGAAGAAAAAUCGAUAAACCGACGAAUUACGAAAAAUAUUUGAAAAAUCUCGCGGGAUCGAAGCAAAAACACGCUUGCGUCGAGUGGAAAACCCCAAACGUCGGCGGGAAGAAAAUAAAAUUGGAUAUCGUCGAUACCGAUCGGAAUGCGGCCAAUAGAACGAAAGGAAAAUUGAAUAGUUUUCGGUUUGCAUCUAAAAAACCCCCCGAGGAGGAAAAACCGAAAGAAAAAUCUACAAAAACCGAUGAUUUCGACGAUAAUAUCGAUGAGGUUAUAUCGAGGUUGAAGGGGGAAGUGAAAUGUCUAUUGAAGGUUUCAAAAACCGAUAAAUUGACUCCCAAAAACGCGUCCGAUUUGAAAAUACUCGCGAAUCAAUUGUUGUCGUUGCUAUAAGAUAUUUUUCUGUAUUUUUAAUAAAUUUUUUUCGAUAUUUUCA